Molecule: messenger RNA, 349 nt
Organism: Saccostrea echinata
Lineage: Eukaryota; Metazoa; Mollusca; Bivalvia; Ostreida; Ostreidae
Exons: 4
Coding region: 32-343 (103 amino acids)
Source: RefSeq, a predicted model, not a curated record
GAACGUAGAGAUUCACCUGAAAGCAACAGUUAUGCAGAGAAGCUACAGAAAACAUGCAUCACUUUGUGAAGCCAAGAAACAACUUCAUAGCGCCCUCAUAAUACAGAACUGGGUAAAAGGGAGACUGUGCCGCAUUCGGUUUCUGAAGCUCAAGAGGUCUGUCCAUGUGAUUGAAACAGCAGCAUUACAGUGGAUACACAACAGUCAUGAUAAAGAAAAGAAACAACCAGCCACCAAAAUACAGGAAGAAGAGAUAGAGGAAGUUCAAGAAAAACCAAAGAAAUUGGGUAAAAUGAAAAGAUUCCGAAAAUGGCUGAAACGCACUUUCUGUUGCUCAGGAUAAAUGUAA